Messenger RNA from Saimiri boliviensis boliviensis (Bolivian squirrel monkey), 6332 nucleotides. It is a transcript of the gene TUB, whose product is annotated as TUB bipartite transcription factor. Gene Ontology annotation, cellular component: cilium. Lineage: Eukaryota; Metazoa; Chordata; Mammalia; Primates; Cebidae. The record is from RefSeq and is a predicted model, not a curated record. Gene Ontology annotation, biological process: protein localization to cilium.
CGCUGCCACGCAGUGCUCCCGCCUCGGCGCCAGAGGGGCGCGGGACGGUGCGGGCGGCCUCCCCGCCUCCACGCGCGCGCACGCCCCGCGCACUCCCGCUGCUUCGCCCAUCGCGCCACGCCGCGCCGCGCAGGCAGCCGCUCGCAGAGCCAGCAACCGGGGCCCUGGCGUGCAGCGCGGGCCUCGGCGGGGCCCAGCGCCCCGGCCCGGGAGGAUGCGGCCCGGGGCGGCCCGGGAGCUGAGCAGGGCCCCCGCGCCGGCCCUACCGGGCCCCGGCCUCCAAAGCCGCAGCCGUCGCCCCGCCCCCGAGAGAAAUGACUUCCAAACCGCAUUCCGACUGGAUUCCCUACAGUGUUUUAGAUGAUGAGGGCAGAAACCUGAGGCAGCAGAAGCUUGAUCGGCAGCGGGCCCUGCUGGAGCAGAAGCAGAAGAAGAAGCGCCAGGAGCCCCUGAUGGUGCAGGCCAACGCAGAUGGGCGGCCCCGGAGCCGGCGGGCCCGGCAGUCGGAGGAGCAAGCGCCCCUGGUGGAGUCCUAUCUCAGCAGCAGUGGCAGCACCAGCUACCAAGUUCAAGAGGCCGACUCACUCGCCAGUGUACAGCUGGGAGCCACACGCCCGACAGCACCAGCUUCAGCUGCGAGAACCAAGGCAGCAGCCACAGCAGGGGGCCAGGGUGGCGCCGCUAGGAAGGAGAAGAAGGGAAAGCACAAAGGCACCAGCGGGCCAGCAGCACUGGCAGAAGACAAGUCUGAGGCCCAAGGCCCAGUGCAGAUCCUGACUGUGGGCGAGUCAGACCACGCCCAGGACGCAGGGGAGACAGCAGCUGGUGGGUGCGAACGGCCCAGUGGGCAGGAUCUCCGUGCCACGAUGCAGAGGAAGGGCAUCUCCAGCAGCAUGAGCUUUGAAGAGGAAGAGGAGGAUGAGGACGAGAACAGCUCCAGCUCCUCCCAGCUAAACAGUAACACCCGCCCCAGCUCUGCUACUAGCAGGAAGUCUGUCAGGGAGGCAGCCUCAGCCCCUAGCCCAACAGCUCCAGAGCAACCAGUAGACGUUGAGGUCCAGGAUCUGGAGGAGUUUGCACUGAGGCCAGCCCCCCAGGGUAUCACCAUCAAAUGCCGCAUCACCCGGGACAAGAAGGGGAUGGACCGGGGCAUGUACCCCACCUACUUUCUGCACCUGGACCGUGAGGAUGGGAAGAAGGUGUUCCUCCUGGCGGGAAGGAAGAGAAAGAAGAGUAAAACUUCCAAUUACCUCAUCUCUGUGGACCCAACAGACUUGUCUCGAGGAGGGGACAGCUAUAUCGGGAAACUACGGUCCAACUUGAUGGGCACCAAGUUCACUGUCUAUGACAAUGGAGUCAACCCUCAGAAGGCCUCAUCCUCUACUUUGGAAAGUGGAACUUUGCGUCAGGAGCUGGCAGCUGUGUGCUACGAGACAAACGUCUUAGGCUUCAAGGGGCCUCGGAAGAUGAGCGUGAUUGUCCCAGGCAUGAACAUGGUUCAUGAGAGAGUCUCUAUCCGCCCCCGCAACGAGCAUGAGACACUGCUAGCACGCUGGCAGAAUAAGAACACCGAGAGUAUCAUCGAGCUGCAAAAUAAGACGCCUGUCUGGAAUGAUGACACACAGUCCUACGUACUCAACUUCCAUGGGCGUGUCACACAGGCCUCCGUGAAGAACUUCCAGAUCAUCCAUGGCAAUGACCCGGACUACAUCGUGAUGCAGUUUGGCCGGGUAGCAGAGGAUGUGUUCACCAUGGAUUACAACUACCCGCUGUGUGCGCUGCAGGCCUUUGCCAUUGCCCUGUCCAGCUUCGACAGCAAGCUGGCGUGCGAGUAGAGGCCUCUUCGUGCCCUUUGGGGUUGCCCAGCCUGGAGCGGAGCUUGCCUGCCUGCCUGCUAUGGAGACAGCCCUGCCUACCCUCUGUAUAUAGGCCUUCUGCCAGAUGAAGCUUUGGCCCUCAGUGGGCUCCCUGGCCCAGCCAGCCAGGAACUGGCUCCUUUGCCUCUGCUGCUGAGGCAGGGGAGCAGUGGAGAGCGGGUGGGUGGGUGUGAAGGGACGAGAGUAAUCUUUCUGUGCCCCGAGAUCAACACACACCCCAACCCUUGGGGUAGUGUGUUGCAGUCGUGCUUACCAAGCUGAGCAACCUUUUCGGCUGGGAAGGCCGGAAGAGGCAUAGAGGGAGAGGAAGCACAAUGCAGGGCUGCUGUGGCCCAGUCAUCCGCUCAGCCAAGGAGUCAGAUGGCAACGGGUACCCCAGCAGGUAGGGGCACAGUGAGUGUGUGUAUGUAUGAAGGCCACAUCCACUUUAUGUAGCAAAGGGCUUGGUUUCCGAGCCGGGCCCUGUCAGGACUGGAGGGUCCUGGCUCACUGUGGCUGUGGGAAUCAGCUGGUAGCUAGGGUUCUAGCACAUUUCGUUUCUCCAGGUUCGCUCUGUCUCAGAGGCAGCAGGGACCCAGAUGUCAAGGCUGACUGUCUUAGUAGAUGGGCCCUGCAGGACGCAGGGUCAUCAUGCAGAAGUGCAUGAACAGGGUCUCUGGAUCAGGGUUGUUCUGGGAGUCCUGUCAGCUGCCCCAGGACCUCUCUGCUUAGCAGCCCAGCACAACCCCAAGGAAACACAGAUGGGGUCAAGGUCACCAGCCUGACUGCACACAGCUAGGCAUGCCUGGGGAUCCUGCUGGCAGAGAACCAUUCCCAAGCCAUGAUGUGCUCCUAGAAGAAUCUCCUCUCUCUCUCUCUCUGGAAAGACCCAACUCUCACUGCUGUCAGCCAAGUCAUGGUUGGUAAAACCUUCUGAGUGUGGUUCUUGGGAGGAAAUGGGACAGGGUGAAUAAAGCAAGGACUAUUUUAGAACCACAAGAGAUCAGUAGUGGCAGAACCCUUAGGGAUCAGCUAGUACAACCUUACUGCUUUAGGUGAAUCACUCUCAGAAAACAGGGCUUGCCCUGGGUCACCUAGCUGGUUAAUGACAGCAUUCACAACCUCUGGUUCUCUUGAUUUCUUUGUUCCCACUGUCCCCCAAGAAACUAGUGUCUCUGGGUCUCUAGCCUCCUGGGGCCCAUUCUGCAUGCCCUCCCCACUUCCCCUGAUUCCAGAGACUUAGAAACAUCAGAGUUGAUACAUAAGAUUGAUACCAUUCCAGUAGGAAUUCAGGCAGUUCCCUGUUGAAAGUUGGUUUUUUGCACAAGUAUGAUCCAGGAUUGGCCUGUGUCUGGCCCCUCCGUGAGGACUGCUCAGCGGUGGGCAGGCUUUAGUAAGGCUGCGGCACGCUUCUCAGUUUAGGUGAGAGAGAGUGCAUAAAGGUUUUGGGGCUGGGCCCGAUUACUCCCUCCACUGCCACUGCUGUUUCUCCUUGGAUGGCACUAUCCACCGUGCAGGCUUGGGAACUCGAAGCUCGAGCUCUUGCUCAUUUGUCAUUUACCCUGGUGGAAGCUUCUUGCCCAGACAGAGAUCAGGAAUCAGUGGGAAACAAGCAGGAACUGAACCUUGCUUUAGAGUAGAUAUGUUUGGAAGAGCUAAGCAGAAAUUAAUUUUUAAAAAUAAAAGUUGUAUUUUAAACAUGGUAGGCUUUAUAGGUGAAGGACUUGUUUUGACUUAAGUAGAAGUAGUAUGCUAUCAUUUCUUUGUAAUCUAGAGUUUCCUAUGUUGAAUGCUUAAAGCAAGGCAUACCUGUUCUAGCAGGAUCUUCCCACGCCUCAGCCAUACAUCUCUGUGAGAGGCACCUCCAAUGAUUCACUUUUGCAACAUGGUCCAGUUUCUAGAGCGCAUUAGAACCUUCUGUGCCAGGGCUGGUGAAACAUCAUGGUGCCAUCCUCCUUUCUACAGUUCCAGUUUAGCCCCUCCUUCCCUACCUUUAAGGAGAAGAGAUCUGCAUUGUGACAUUUGAGAUGAUGGAUACUAGGUCAUCUCUAAUGUUUGGUCAAGCUAUUUCUCUGGAUUUGUGAUUUUAAGAUAGAACAGGCUGGUUCUGAGUUCUGGUGAGACAGAGACCUUGGUAGCAGUGGAAAAAGAAGAAGCACAAAGGAAAACUCUUGGCCUCUGCUUUCGCCUGUAGCAUACGGAAGAGGGAGCUGGCUGGAUCUUUUGGUGGGGUCAGGAAACAUGGGCUGAGCUUUCUAGACUGAGUGUGGAGAACGGUAGCCUCAGCCACAAAACUCUUGUCAGGCAUUGAGUGACAGGCAUCCGCAGCUGAGUGCACUCCUGGAAAUGCUGGUUUUCCUUGACCACUGGCCGUGGGCCAUGGGCACAAGUACUCCUAAAGCUGCUCUAGGGCCCCUGGAAACCACCUGGGUUCAGUCUCUGACAGAGUUCUUGGGCCCUUCAUACCUUCUACCUGGAUGGAUGGUCCUUGAUUGGGCAGGGAAUCAAUGACAGAAUGAGCAGUCCCUAACUGUAUUGGGCAGUUGGGACCUUAGGCAGCUUUUCUCUAACUGCUCCUGGGACCACACCCCAAACUCUACACCCUCUGCCCCCAAACUGUUCUGCAGAGUGGUGAAGCUCACUUCCCCAACUCUUCUCCAAGUCUAGCUUUUCUUUCCCUUCUGGCUCCAAGGUGCUCUGUGUCCGUCUGUGUAUGUGUGUGUCUGCGUGUCUCUGUGUAUACUGGGGAAAAGGGCAAUCAGUAAUCAACUGAGGUUUCUUAAUUGUGAUCAUAUUGCUAAGAAAUGAGUAGGAAAGGAAUAAGGAUGUUGUUAUGAUCGCCUGUGGAUUUUGUCCAUUCAUUUCAUGCUCUUUGAACAGAAGGUAUACCUGGGAAAAUACCAGCUUUUUCUCUCAGGGUUCUGAGAGGACACCAUCUAAGAAAGGUGUUAGCUUUUCAGUUCCCUCUCUCCAUUGCCUGAAGAAAUUGGUAUGUUGCACAUAUGGAUGAAAUGGAACAUAUUCUAGUGAAUGUGCCUUAAAAAUCACGACACUAGUUCAGAGGAAGCACAUAAGGUCCAGACCUGUGGUGAAGACAGGUGUUGGAAGCCAGGACUGUGAUAAUCAGAAGCUGUAAGAGAACUUUUGGAGCCUGCCUCCUUCAGUGACAAGUAGGACACAAAAUUAUAAAAGAAGAACUUUUUUUUUCCCUCAUUCUGAAAAUAGCAGGACAUUUACCUCUUAAAUAAACUUAGCAUUUAGAGGUAGUUCUAAAUUUAACAAGUGGCAGGGUUGAUUUCAAAGAAAAAGGUCCAUGCUUUGCUUACAAUGGAGUCUGCAGUGAGGGGAGAUGCUGGGAUAGCCAUUUCCAUGGCUCUGUUAUGCAAGCACAAAUUCCAUCUCCUAGAUGGACUUCCUGGUUUUCUCCUACUGCAGUAACACUGGCCUUCUCUUUUCUAAUUCCUUAUGCCAGCUGCGGCAUCCCUGUGUCAACUCAGGUUGCCAAGUGGUCCUGAAUACACUUCUCCACAUAGCUGAAUGAGUCUGCUUUCACUGAGACUGGGACCUGAAUGACCUGUAGUUAGGGCCCAGAGUUGGGACACUAUACUACCUGGGGCUCUGGUCUGUGGGCUUGUAGUAGCCAUCAGUAACAGGCCAAGAGCUGGGCUCUUGUUUGAGUUUAUGGCCACCUGGAAUCUUCUGUCAUCUCGGGACACAGCGGGGAGGGGCAGAACAGACAUAUUAUGACAGGUUUGGUUUUUAAAUUUUCCAACCAAGUGAAGAGGCAAGUUGGUCUUACAGAAUGCACUACUGCACUUAGUAGCUAUGUGAUUUUGAGCAAUCCACAUAAUCUUUCUAGGUCCAUUUUCUUAACCGCAAGAUGAAGAUGUUACAUUGUCAAAGCUUGCCGUAGGAUUUGGAGUGAAUGAAAGUUACUCUUUGCUUUCAUUACUACCUUUAUAGCUCAUCACUGUGCCUUUUUUCUUUCCUAAGAAAGACAUCACAUCCCUCUCCUUCUCUGUGCUCCUGUCCCUCCCUCUCCCUAGCAAGGUCCAGGCAAAGCUGGAGAAGAGGCUGAGAUCCAGAGUUUCCUAGAAGGCAACUUAGAAUGACUAGGAAAGGGAAGCCUGACUGCUGGUCAGGAGGGGUGAAGUUUCUUGCUGGGAACACAUAGCCAGUUUUCACAAUGCCUAGAAUGUGUAUGUCUGUUUGCACAAGAUUGUCUUUUCCUAUUUUGGAGUGGUCAGACAUUUUAUUUUUGUUCAAGAUUAUCUGGAGUUUUAGAAAAAUCUGUGCUUUUAUUAAGUGAAUUUUUGAAUAAACUUCUUUGGUAUUCUGGAGCAAAUGUAUUUAUUUAUUGGUAUGUGCAAUGACAAACUUGGUAUUUUCCCAUGUUGACAUUAUGUAUGUUGUAGAAUUUAGUGUUUGUCUAAGUACAGACAUAUAUCAAUACAUUAAACUUGAACUGUUUCAACA